Molecule: messenger RNA, 753 nt
Organism: Nicotiana attenuata
Lineage: Eukaryota; Viridiplantae; Streptophyta; Magnoliopsida; Solanales; Solanaceae
Product: glycine-rich protein 5-like
Exons: 2
Coding region: 61-510 (149 amino acids)
Source: RefSeq, a predicted model, not a curated record
GUAAAACUUAUCCCAUUGUGUGUGUGUGUGUAGAGAGAGGGAGAGGUAAGAGUAGAAAAAAUGGCAAGUUGGUACGUAAUGUUUGUGUUUGGACUUGUACUAGUCAAUGCAACAGCAAGAAAUAUUCCUGAAGUGUCCAAACCAAACGUGCCUCAGACUCAGGUUCAGACUCAGGAUCUAACCGUAAACACUGAGGUUAUAAGUACAGCUCCAACCCCUAGUGAAGGACUUGAUGACCAAAAGAAUUUCAUGACAUUUGGUGGCGUUGGUGGCUGGGCAGGAGUUGGUGGCUAUGCUGGUGUAUUGCCAACUCUUGGUGGAAUAGGCGGCGGCAUGGGUGUCGGAGGUGGAAUAGGCGGUGUCAGUGGAAUUGGAGGGCUCGGCGGGCUUGGUGGCAUUGGCGGAGCAGCUGGCGGCGUUGGCGGUGCCGGAGGACUUGGUGGUGUUGGUGGUCUAGGUGUUGGUGGUGGAGUUGGUGGUCUUGGUGGCAUUGGUGGUAUUAAACCCUAGAAACUUUUUGUUGCAUGCAUGUCCAAUUUUCCUAUGUUUGUGUCAAGUGUACGUUUAGUGUUUUGAAGUUUCCAAGUAUUAGUAGUAUUUUAAUUUCCUAGUUCACUGCGUUAUCUAGUGUUGUUCCUAAGCUAGGAUUUGGUUGUACUGGGUUUAGGUUGUAUUAGGUUCAAUUUUCAAGUCACUCUAAUUGUUGGUUUGUCUUGUUUUUCUAAUUUAUCAUCUUUGUUUCUGGCUGAAAAA